ACAUGAGGACCUGGACUAUUACACAGAAAAGCAUUUUCCUAAACCGUUCUGCUGCCAGCAGGACUGGGCCCGGGCCCAGGCCCGGGCCCGCGCCGCAGCAGAGACCGGAAAAGGCCAGCCCGCCAGCAUUCGCACCACCCCCUCAGCCCGCCCCGCGAUACCACGCCGCAGUUCCUUCCGGAGGCGCAGAAAGGUUUCGUCCCCGACCUCUCAUUGGUCGACGGUGCGGAGGGCGUGGCCUCCGGUGUCAGGUUCCGCGCGCCAGAGCCCGCUAACCGCAUUGCGAGCUGGGCCGGGAGCGGGCGCCAUGGUGCUGCUGCACGUGCUGUUCGAGCACGCGGUCGGCUAUGCGCUGCUGGCGCUGAAGGAGGUGGAGGAAAUCAGCCUGCUGCAGCCUCAGGUGGAGGAGUGCGUGCUCAACCUGGGCAAGUUCCACAACAUUGUUCGUCUCGUGGCCUUUUGUCCCUUUGCCUCAUCCCAGGUUGCCUUGGAAAAUGCUAAUUCUGUGUCUGAAGGUGUUGUUCAUGAGGACCUCCGCCUGUUCUUGGAGACUCACCUGCCAGCCAAAAAGAAGAAAGUACUCUUGGGGGUUGGGGACCCCAAGAUUGGUGCUGCUAUACAAGAGGAAUUAGGGUACAAUUGCCAGACUGGAGGCGUAAUAGCUGAGAUUCUUCGAGGAGUUCGUCUGCACUUCCACAACUUGGUGAAGGGCUUGACCGAUCUGUCUGCUUGUAAAGCUCAACUGGGGCUGGGACACAGUUACUCUCGUGCCAAAGUUAAGUUCAAUGUGAACCGAGUGGACAAUAUGAUUAUACAGUCCAUUAGCCUCCUGGACCAGCUGGAUAAGGACAUCAAUACUUUCUCCAUGCGUGUCAGGGAGUGGUAUGGAUAUCACUUUCCUGAGCUGGUGAAGAUCAUCAAUGACAAUGCUACUUACUGCCGCAUUGCUCAGUUCAUUGGAAACCGAAGGGAGCUGAAUGAAGAAAAGUUGGAGAAGCUGGAGGAGCUGACAAUGGAUGGGGCCAAGGCUAAGGCUAUUCUGGAUGCCUCACGGGCCUCCAUGGGCAUGGACAUAUCAGCCAUUGACUUGAUAAACAUCGAGAGCUUCUCCAGCCGGGUGGUGUCUUUGUCAGAGUACCGCCAGAGCCUGCACACUUACCUGCGGUCCAAGAUGAGCCAAGUGGCCCCCAGCCUGUCAGCCCUGAUUGGGGAAGCGGUAGGUGCGCGUCUCAUUGCUCAUGCUGGCAGCCUCACCAACCUGGCCAAGUAUCCAGCAUCCACAGUGCAGAUCCUUGGGGCUGAAAAGGCCCUGUUCAGAGCCUUGAAGACAAGGGGUAACACCCCAAAAUAUGGACUUAUUUUCCACUCCACUUUCAUUGGCCGAGCAGCUGCCAAGAACAAAGGCCGCAUCUCCCGCUACCUGGCAAACAAAUGCAGUAUUGCCUCACGAAUUGAUUGCUUCUCUGAGGUACCCACAAGUGUAUUUGGGGAGAAGCUUCGAGAUCAAGUGGAGGAGCGGCUAUCCUUCUAUGAGACUGGGAUGCUUCCACGAAAAAAUCUGGAGGUCAUGAAGGAGGCAAUGGUUCAGGCAGAGGAAGCGGCUGCUGAGAUUACUAGGAAGCUGGAGAAACAGGAGAGAAAACGCUUGAAGAAAGAAAAGAAACGGCUGGCCGCAAUUGCCCUCGCAUCUUCAGAAAACAGCAGUGCACUGGAGGAGUGUGAGGAGACUAAUGAAAAACCCAAAAAGAAGAAAAAGCAAAAGCUCCAGGAGGCGGUUCCUCAGGAGAAUGGAAUGGAAGAUCCACCUGUUCCUUUAUCCAAACCGAAGAAAAAGAAAUCUUUUUCCAAGGAGGAGCUGAUUAGUAGUGAUCUUGAGGAGACAACUGGCAGUGGGACUGUCCCCAAAAGGAAGAAAUCGCUCUUCAAGGAGGAACCGGUUAGUGACCUUGAAGAGGCAGGAAACAGGAGUGUCCCCAAGAAAAAGAGGAAAUUUUCUUCCAAAGAGGAGCCACUCAGCAGUGGACCUGAAGAAGCUGUUGGUAUCAAGAGCAGCAGCUCCAAGAAAAAGAAAAAGCUCCAAAAGCUCUCCCAGGAAGAUUAGAAUGGACAGUACCCUCCAGUGCCCAACCCCUUGUAUCCCAAUAAAAACAAAUUCACAAGACUUGACUG
Molecule: messenger RNA, 2169 nt
Organism: Phyllostomus discolor (pale spear-nosed bat)
Lineage: Eukaryota; Metazoa; Chordata; Mammalia; Chiroptera; Phyllostomidae
Gene: NOP56
Product: NOP56 ribonucleoprotein
Exons: 12
Coding region: 308-2101 (597 amino acids)
Cellular component (GO): small-subunit processome; box C/D methylation guide snoRNP complex
Molecular function (GO): snoRNA binding
Source: RefSeq, a predicted model, not a curated record